UGGUACAUUUUUUGGACACUCCUCAGAAGUCCUUGAUUAAGGAUGGUUGGAUAUUCGAUUUUCAAAAAAAUCAAACCACAAUACCUGAAUUCUACUCUAAUUUCUACUUUGAAUUUAUUAAUUGGGAAGCAAUAGGAGAAACCAUUCCAACAAUGAUUACUCUGGUAUUCUUUACAAUACUAAGUGUUAAUAUAAAUGUUAGCAAAUUGAAAGCUUCACUUGAUGACCAUCAACUUAACACAGAUCGUGAACUGAUUGUUCAAGGAGUUUCCAAUUUAAUUGCAGGAACUUUUCAAG
Messenger RNA from Entrophospora candida, 297 nucleotides. The record is from the annotation of a GenBank genome assembly. NCBI's taxonomy places the organism in Eukaryota, Fungi, Glomeromycota, Glomeromycetes, Entrophosporales, Entrophosporaceae.